CCGCGCGCCGAACCGCGCAAGCUCGCCGUCCGCCCUGAAUGAAGUGACGUGCUUCUCGCAUAUGGAGACGCGAAUAGAGUGACGAUAGGAUCGUCGUAUAUCUCGUGUGCGGACAGCCUUUGGCAGCCGAGCAGCAGCAGCGACGACGACUAUUACGAGAGGAUGCUCCUUCGGCGGGGCUGCACUUGGCUGACGCUGAUGCCGCUCCUGCUGAGCCUGUCCAUCGGCGAGCUCAGCUUCUAUAGGGAUGCGCUCCCGGAAACGUCGGAGGUCAUCGCGUUGAAACACCUGGCCCGCUAUCUGGAAGCACACCGUCUUCAGCAGCGUCUUCAUCGCUCGCAUCUGGCCACAUUCCUGUCGCCUAUGCACAAGAAACACAGCAAUCUUCAGCAGCUGAAUCAUCAGGAAGAACGCAGAGGAAUCGUCGAGUUCAUACCCGACAGGAAGGCCGCCGAGGACAUCCUGAAUCGGAAAUUGAAGGCGUGGCUGGAGCGUUAUUAUCAUUCACCCCAUUAUCACGAUUCCCUUGUCAAUCAGAUCACGAGUCAGGAUUCGGAAUAUUUUUACAAUCUGGAUAACAAGUAUCCGGAUUAUCCCGAGGAGAAGCAGCCGGACGAGACGAAUAAUGGCGGUCACUUCUCCAAGGAUCUUGAGUACGGGCCGACUUUCGAUGUGGAUAGAGGGGAAGCGAUGGAGAGACCUAUCGUAAACACUUUCCACAAGUAUAUAGAUCACAAUCCUGCGGGCACCUUCUUGCAUCACGAGGGUGGAAGAGAAACAGCACGACCGGCAUCGGCGACGGCGGAGGCAACCGAGCCGGAAUUUACGUACAGGUUUGACAAUUCGAAUCUCGAGGAGAAACAUCCGUUUGCGAUGGCACCGAACGAUCCCAGAUACUACAACGAUGCGCCAUUCUCGUCGGACGAUCAGCAAGACAUGUUGAGAACGAAUUGGCAAGAAGAAGAGGCGGAUAAGGAGCCAAUAUUGAUAAAGCACGAAGACAACUUGCGAAAUAUCAACCAGAAGACACCGAAAGAAUUGGUCGUACGACUUGACGCCUCGGAACAGACGGACAGACCUAAGGGUCCGUUCAUGGUGCCCAUGAAUCACGAUUUAAAUAAUGACAUCUAUUUCAUUGCCAUAGUUGCCGGUUGCAGUGCAGCAGCGAUGUUCGCUCUGGUAUUGAUCAGUUUAACGUGGUGCAGACUAAGACGCGGUGCGAAAGCUGCAGCGGACAUAGAGUAUCCUGCUUACGGCGUAACAGGACCGAACAAGGAUGUGUCGCCUUCUGGUGACCAGAGGCUCGCCCAGUCUGCCCAGAUGUACCAUUUCCAACAUCAGAAGCAACAAAUUAUCGCCAUGGAAAAUCGCACUUCUGCAACAAGGGACCCGGGUUCCCUUUCAGAAGCAGAGAGCGACGAGGAAAAUGAGGAGGGUGACUACACCGUUUAUGAGUGUCCGGGACUUGCUUCUACGGGCGAGAUGGAGGUGAAAAAUCCGAUGUUCCAUGACGAUCCUACCCCGGCAACGCCGGCGGCGCAAAGCAACAACAAAGAAGAGGACCACAUAUAGUUUCAGUAAAGUAGAGAAAGAGAGAGAAUCAACCACGCGCGCGCGUGCAAUUCGAAGAAAUCUUCCCUGGUGCUUAGCUCACUGUUAAUGUACCAUAUCGGAAAUGUUUAUCUAUUAUAUUUGAGUGUAUACACAACUUUAAUAUUUAUAUACGGCGCGGAAGGUAAAGUGUUUUACGUGAGAGGAAGGAGAAAUCGAUUCGACAUUUAGAAUGACCGAUGUUUUACCUUUCGUUCCGGAAAUAAGACAACUCUUAUGAGCGUCUACGUUGGUAUGUGAAUCCAAAGCACGGUAAACAUACAAGUCGACAAGUUAACGAUUUUAUGCGAGUGGAUUUAAUAUCUGUUUUUUGCGGCCUUUCAAUUGAUUUGAUUUUACGAAACGUUGACGCUUUUCUAAAGAAAAUUAAUCCUAAAAAUUAUUAGUUGUUUUUUCCGAAAAAUAAAUUUUUAGCUGAUAAAAUUCCGAAAUAUUAUAUAAAAAAACAGCACCAUUUUCUUCCUGCACAAAACGCGAUACAUCGGUUCUUCUAGCAUCGAAACAUUAAAUUGUCGACAGCACUUUUAUGAGUUAAGGUAACGAAAAUUCUCCAAGAAGGACGACGAAUUAAUCGACGUGCAAAACCGCUCGUUUGUCCGAGAACAUCCAACUGUUUUCUAAUGUUGAGACGUACUAUAGUUUGUACUUUCAUAGCAGGAACAGAGUUACCGUACGAUUGUCGUAUUAUUUUUCUAUGACUCGUCAUCCGCCGCUUCGCAGCUCGGAUAUCCGAUGGACAUUCUGGCGGUUGUUCGACAGAAUACAUCCAUUGAAUACGCACGCUGCAGCGGUAUACCAAAGUCUAUUCUUUGAGACUUAUAUACUCCUUUGAAAGUAAAGAAAGAGAAAACCAAUUACUAAUUAAUUUGGAACGCUAUUCGAAUCUGUUUUGUAACCGAAAUGUAUACGGAAAGUUAUAUUGUAUUAUUAUACAAAAUUAUACAAUUGAUUAUAUAUCACAGAGAAAUUUGAAACACACACAUACACUUUUGUAUACAUUCUUUUUAGAAUAUACAUACAUAAAUAUCACAUUAAAUGACAUUUCACAAAGUAUAUUCGUUUUAAUAUACAUGACAGAACGCGAUAUAUCGGAUGAUUUUUAUUGAAAUGUAAAAAUAUCUCCUUUCGAAAAAUAGCAACAAAAUGUCAAGAAGGUCAAAGCUAUGAAGAGGUUCCAAUUUUAUGCUAUAUUAUUUUGUUAUUGAUUCUAUAUAUAUAUAUAUUCAGUGGAAUGAGACACAGAGUUAACGAGUUCCUCACAAACUAUUUUAUGCGUGAUAAUAUUUUAUCAAGAUAUUUAUUGUAAAAAUAUAUAUUUCGAUCUAAUCGAUCUUUCGAAAAAAAUUAAAAUAUUUGAGUCUGUGCUCUUUUUUCAUUAUAUUUGAGUACGGAAUUGUUUCCAUUAUAUUUGAGUACGGAAUUGGUUAAUGUGUUUUAAAUGGUGAUACCAAAUAAUUUUAUUUGAAUUGAAGCAAAUUGUUUAUAGGAUUAAUGUUUUUUAAUUGCGUUGUAUUUUAUUUUAUUCUUAUCUCUAGUAAUUGUAUUGAUAAGUAAGUUAUCUUCUGCUUUAUGUGAUAUAAGAAAGUCAAUAUAGCAUGAGCUGUACAAACAUACAAAAUAAGUUGUAUGUUUCCCACUUUUACACCUUUCGAGCUGCAAUGUUUCUUUGUGAACAAUAAUCUCAAAUAUGCUUACUGCAAGGAAACUGUUCUUUCAACAGUUACCAAUAGAUACACACAACACAUACUCACAUACACAUAUAAUAUUUGUUGGCUUAAAAGGACAAUAUAUUUUAUUUUUCUAUAAUCGCGUCAUUGUUAGCUGUGUAAAGAGAAUUUAUAAAUCUGCUACUAAUCUUCUAAGUCGAAAAUGCAGAGUUACUAUUUAUUUUAGCAAAUAUCAGAUGUCUAUAUAUUUAAUGCAAAGCGAAUAGGAGUGAGUGAGUAGCUUUGUUUUGCGUUAUUGCUAUUACAAGAUCCAUCUCUAUUCGCCUAUUAUGCUGGAUAAGGCGAGCAUAAUGAUACAUAAGAUCUCGCGAUAUAAAGAGCUCUUCCUUUUCCUCUAUCACUACAAUAUAUAUCAUUAUAAGUGAUUAAUGUACCUCUUAGCCAAUGAGUGUGAUAAUACGUUAAAAGCAUGAAUCUAUGUUUCUAGUCUUCUUUACUGACACUAACGACAUAUAUUAUAUUAUUACACAAAUAUACAUUAUCUAUAAGUCGUGUAAAAAAACAGAGAAUACUAUGAAAGGACAAUCUGUGUACAAAUAGACUAUUGGUAUAUAGCGAUUUGUAGUACAUGAUUGUGCAUAUUGUGUGUCCACAUCCCGGAGUAGGAAAUUAUCUGUCGAUUGAAUUAAAUUUAAUUCUAAUAUA
This is a messenger RNA of Formica exsecta, 3983 nucleotides long. RefSeq lists its product as uncharacterized. The coding region runs from base 163 to 1572 and encodes 469 amino acids. Gene Ontology annotation, cellular component: membrane. The transcript is spliced from 7 exons. The record is from RefSeq and is a predicted model, not a curated record. Lineage: Eukaryota; Metazoa; Arthropoda; Insecta; Hymenoptera; Formicidae.